This is a messenger RNA of Telopea speciosissima, 331 nucleotides long. RefSeq names its product ubiquitin-like protein 5. Gene Ontology annotation, molecular function: protein tag activity; protein binding. Gene Ontology annotation, cellular component: cytoplasm; nucleus. Gene Ontology annotation, biological process: mRNA splicing, via spliceosome; protein modification process. The record is from RefSeq and is a predicted model, not a curated record. Lineage: Eukaryota; Viridiplantae; Streptophyta; Magnoliopsida; Proteales; Proteaceae. The coding region runs from base 48 to 269 and encodes 73 amino acids. The transcript is spliced from 2 exons.
CUUGCGUUUCGACAUUGGAUAGAGAGAGAGAAGCGAAAGUAGAGAAGAUGAUCGAAGUGGUACUAAACGAUCGGCUGGGAAAGAAGGUUAGGGUGAAAUGCAACGAUGACGACACCAUCGGAGACCUGAAGAAGCUCGUCGCCGCUCAGACGGGGACGAGAGCCGAUAAGAUCAGGAUUCAGAAGUGGUACAACAUCUACAAAGAUCAUAUCACCCUCAAAGACUACGAGAUUCACGAUGGCAUGGGCCUCGAACUCUACUACAACUAAAAUUGUUUGUCUAUUCAAGGUUCGCUGUUGAAGGUGCUUUUGUCUGAUGGUUCACAGAACAG